AUCUGUUGUAAAAAUACAAUGAUCACACUUUUUAUGGAAAAGAAACAUCUUAGAGUUGACAUAAAUCUUAGUUGACUUUUAAAAUACUAAUUUAAAGGUACAUUUUAUGGUCGCUGGUUUUUAAAAUAACAGUUUAAAGGCACGGGUUAUCUCCCGCUUGUUGUCAAACAACGAUUGUAAACAGACAGGCACGUUGAUUCUUUCAUUUAAUCUUAGCUUUUGUCUUCCCUUGCUUGAUAUGAUAUGACAUGUCCAAUAACAAAGUGUCCAAUGAUGGUACCACCAUAACCAAACAACCGUCUGCUCAACUCAGUCCAGGAGAAAAUGGCGGGAAUUACACGGAGCAUGAAACUGGACUGGAAUCCAUAGAGAAUCUUGACCGGAUUAUUCUAAGUCAGGAGAUAACUGCUUGUGGACUGAUCUGUCCGUGUUGUAUUGGUCGAGGUGCUUACACUGUACAUAAUGGAAACGAAUCCGAGGAAUUCUUAUUUGAAAUUAGAGAAGCCUUUGUCUGUUUAUACCGAUCGUGCCUGGGUUCUGGGAGAGACCUGACUACACGUGUACAGGAUCCCAGCGAUAAUGACGUAGGGAGGAUGUUCAGAGAGGUGGCCAUUAGGGGGUGCUGUAUUUGUUCCUGUGACACUCCAGAACUUAUCAUCAAACACCCAAAUCGAUUGCUACUUGGAAUCGUCAGAGAAAGGCGAACAUGCUGUAGACCGAGUUUUGAGAUUGUAGAUCGUACAGGAGAUGUUCAGUUUACUUUCUCAAAUGACUGCUGCUAUUUUCAAUACUGUGGUUGGUGCAAGGACAGCACAGUGUAUGUCAAAGAUAGGGAUGAUGAAACUGUCGCUAAUCUUGUGAAGAAAUCUUUCCACAAUUCAAAGGAGUUGAUAGGAUUGGAAAAUAAAAUUCACAUAGAAUUUGUCAAGAAGAUUAAGGUACAAGAAAAAUUAUUAGUGAUUGGAGCGGCCAUGUUGUUGAGUCUUAAUAAUUUUGAAGAUAGCAAGCGGUAUUGUUGUUAAUAUGAAAAAUUAUACAGCAAAAAUUGACGCAUUUAUACUCAAUAUGUUUGUCCAUGUUCUAGGCUGUGAUAUUAAAAGUUGUUUUAACUCUGUUAAAUGAUAUUUGACAAUGAGAUUUGAUUUGCUUUCUGUGAUACAUACGUUGGGGAUUUUCUGCAAUGAUUGGCUGUUGUGCAGUUGUAAAUGGCAAUAUUUCAAUCAAAAUAAAAUGUGUUUGUUACAGAUAUUAAUUUUGUUGUUCUUAGUACAUCAUCCCUGCUAAAUUUAGAAUGCCGGUACUAAAAAAGAAAUACAUCCUUAAUACUUCUAAUGUUGCGGAAGACUAUCACUUCGCUUGAUAUAUAUUAUCAUGCUUU
Saccostrea cuccullata (small rock oyster) is the source of this 1378-nucleotide messenger RNA. RefSeq lists its product as uncharacterized. The record is from RefSeq and is a predicted model, not a curated record. Gene Ontology annotation, biological process: plasma membrane phospholipid scrambling. Lineage: Eukaryota; Metazoa; Mollusca; Bivalvia; Ostreida; Ostreidae. The transcript is spliced from 6 exons. Bases 249 to 1022 code for a protein of 257 amino acids. Gene Ontology annotation, cellular component: plasma membrane. Gene Ontology annotation, molecular function: phospholipid scramblase activity.